CCGCGGUCGGUGCUGCCCCAGCCCGGGGCUCGCUGCGGGCGGAGGGGCCGCGCUGAGGGGCACGGGGGGUUCUGGCGAGUUCCUUGUGGCGGCUGCCCCCGUGUCCCCCCUGCGCUGGGAUGGCCGAGGGAGCGGCUGCCCGCGGGGCUGGCCCGGCGUGAACUUGAAGGUGCCUGGGAGCCCAAAGCGCUGCGGGCGCCGAGCGGGGGCGGAAAGCGCCGCAUCCUGCCUGCUCCGGGGCCGAGGCUUCUCGGCGCUGCCUCUGUGCCAGGAGCCGCUCCGCGUUCCGGCCAGGGAGCCACAGGCCGCGUGGCCGCUGCGAUAGAACUUAGUGCCAGUCUUGUCCUGCCUCCUCCCUUCCCAUCCCUUCUUUUUCCUUCUCUUCUGCAAUUUGAAGAGACCUCAGCUGCCUCCCUGCUUUAAGACUUUGUUGGAUCCUUUGUUUUCUGCCUUCUGGCUGCUGUGGGUGAAGGUCUGGCUUUGAGGAGCACACCCUGCUCCCUCUGCUCCAGAAACCAGUCUUGCAGUUAUCCCAAUCUCCUGCUGCUGCUGAGGGCUUCCUUAGGCUCUAGCUGAAAUGAAAAACAUCCAGGAAGCUUUUCACUUCUUGAGAUUAGAACAGUUUCUACAAGUCCUUGAGCUGUCAGCACGAUGGUGAAAAACGGACUAUGCAAAUGAAGGUUUUCCCCUUCUUUCCCCCACUCCAGGCCCUGUCCCCUCUCCCUUACUUUGUCAUCUCAACAAUUGCUAAGGAAACCUUUCUAAUCUUCUCAAUUGGCAAUGCAACUGCUCUUUAAUUUCGUUUUAAAUUAGUUUUAAAGUCAGGCUCUGCCUAUGGUAUUCAUUUUCAUUUUGGAUUAAGUUGUUGGUGCUUAACAGGCUCUGUGCUGCUCUAAAGCUUUUCUCCAAGGCUCAAAGAAUGACCCUGGUAGGGAGUGCAGGAGCGUUGUGCACUCCUUGUUUAGAAAUGGAGUGCAUUAAAAGAGGUUCCCUUAAAAGCCAUCUUGAGUAAGUGAAACUAAGGCAGUGGAAUUAUUUUGGGUGGCAAAUGUUCCAUUUAGAAUAGACCCACCCUGCCAGAAGCUGUUUGUCUAUGGUCAGUUCAUGCUCUGAUCAGUGCAGGGCCAGCCCCUCAAGAAAUGCAGGAGCCAAAGCCAGCCAGGAGAGGAAAAGACAGGAGCUGAGCUGGGAGAGCUGGACAGAGGAAAUCUCACAGAUGUGCCUGGAGCGUGGCCCUGCCCAGCAGCUUUUCUUACAGUUCAAUAUUCAAUAUUCAAAAAGCUACAAGCUGAUGCUCAGCACUUUGGGAUCUGGCUUGUAACUGCAGAGGGGAUGAGCUCCCUGACUGGAACUCGGGCAGUGGAGUGCCACAAGCCUGCAGCCAGAUUGCGUCUCCUUCAGCUUGAAUUCAAUUGGUGUUUUAGGGGUUUUUUUUAUUUGUUUUGCUCAUUGUUUUAUUUUUAAGCAUUCUUAGAGCUGCUGCAAGUGAAGGAAGAGAACAGAAGUAGGCUGGAGCACCACUGGCACAGUGAUUGAUAUUUUCCUCUUCUCCUUUUAAAAAUAUAUGUGGAUAACGUGAACUUUUUACCUCUGUGGUUUGGGACAAACACUCUUUUUUUCCCUUUCUUUGGAAGAGGUCUACAAUCUGAGACCCUGGGCCAAUGCUCCCUGCAUAUUUCCCAAAGUGCAGGAGCUGGAGUGUUUGCCAAAGCCUGGGCAGAAGGAUGGAGAACAUUCCUGUCAGAUUUCUCCUUCUCUUCCUGUGCCAGCAGGAGAAACCCAUCCUGGUUAAGGGUUUUGUUGCUGUGUGACAGUGUGCAGCUCAGAGCUCAAGCAGUGCCCAGGAGCAUUAAUUAUUGAAUCUGCAGUGCCCCCUCAGCCGUGUGAGCUCGGAGCAGGGCGCUGGGAAGUGGGGCCAUCCCAAUUUCGGGCAGUGGGACUCGGAGCUGGAGCGGUUUGGAGUCAGCACCGGAGCCUGAGCUGCCUCUGUGCUCAGAGAGGGGAGAGCCCUUCCUCUGCAGGGAAUGCUUUUCCACUCGGGAUUUCUCUCCUGGCAGCUCCAGUCUCGCCUCUUCCAGAGCAGAGCACACUGUGCCCCAGUGCUUUGCUGCUGGGAGCACUGGGAGAGAUCCUGGGAGCACUGGGAGGGAACUGGGAGCACAGGGAAUGCCAGGAGGGAACUGGGAGGGAUGGUGGAAGCAGCGGGAGUGAGCAAGAAGGAGCACUGGGAGGAUCUCAGGAGCCCUGGGCAGGAAUGGUGCUCCCAGUUCCUGCCCAGGGCUCUCCCCAUCCCUGCCGGGGCUUGCCAGGAAGAGGGACACUGGCAGGAAACGGGGAGGGAAGUGCUCAGCACUCUGCAAGGUGCAGCAGCCCCAGGGGUGAGCAGGGAGGAGGGGGAAGUGCCCCCAGUCCCUCCCCAGUGCCCCCAAAAAAGGAGGCAUUACGGGGAGAAAAGGGAUUUAAAAGGAGGGGGAAAGCUUUUCUGUAAUUGUGUUUGAACUGGGGAGGAUCCCCAUUCACCUGGGAUUUGAAGGGUUCCAUUUGAAGGAAAACACACCUUUUUCAUCAUUUUGGGUGCCUCCCUUGACAGGCAAUCACUGCUUGCCAUGAUUUCCAUGUUUAAAUGGAAGGCGAAAACGUUUAUGGUGCAGUUUCAAAAGGGCUUCACUUGAGAGGAACCCCUUGAUGAGCCAUUGUAAGAAUUCCAUCGAGGGAACCCUCCAUGUGAAGGGACCCUCACAGACAGAAAAGAUAGCCAAAAGCUCCCAUAAUGGUCUUUGUUGAGGGAAACUGCAUUUCCCCUCGUUUUCGUAGGCUAAAUUAAGGGGAAAUGACCCUUGAUUCACUUUUAAUUAAGAAAUUAAAUUAAUUUAUUUUAAUUAAUUAUUUAUAAAUUAUUUAAUGUGUUGCCUGUCCUCGGUGAGGAGGAGAGGCACAGAGCUGUUUUGCCGGCAGCGGGCCCCUGGCCCGGCCCAGCCCAGCCCAAGAAUACCUGCCAUGAUUCUCUGCUAAGACCCCCAGAAUCAGCUUCCCCGGGGCUGGGGUUCUUCAUCAGCUUUACAGCGUGGGGACUUGUACUUAGCGCGGAUUUUACGGAACGGGGGCGUCGCCGCCCUCGCGUCACCUCCACUCAUUACUUCGGCUUUCCUACACGCAUAAAAUUGAAAACGUCAAAAAUUCCGACAACACCUACACCGGCUCCGACCGGCGGAGGCAGCGGCCGCGGGAUCUGGCCGGGACCGGAGCGGCGGCGGCGCGUUCCUGUCCUCCGGCAGCGGCGGCACCCGGAGCUCGGCGGCCCCAGCCCAGGGUGCCAGCAGCGCGGCUGCAAAGCUGCUCCCGAGGCCGAGCUCCCAAAGGAUCUGUCAGCACUCCUGAUGUCUCUAGAGCAAGGUGCUGAGUGUUCCUGUCAGAGAGAUUCUGGCUGUGGGCUGGAGGAGAGUGAAUUCUGCUCCAUUCAUGGAGGUUUGAAGAAGCCCCAGCAGCCCCAGGAGGGACCAGCAGCCGGGGUUCCACACUCGCCUGGGGCACAAGGAGCCACUUGGCAUCAGCAGGGGGCUGCCACUUGUGAGCGAGCAGUGAGUGAAGAUGUGGAGAAUGGAUUCUGCACCAGGGAUGGGAGUGUGAGGGAGCCCCUGGAUCCCCAGGGCACAUCAGCAACCAGCACUGAACACAAAAGGGACCUCAGAAGAUUGCUGGGUGAAUGGUUCAGGAGCCAUCCCGUGGGCACGGCGCUGCUGAUUCUGCUGCUCCUGGUGCUGCUGCUGGCUUUGGGGGUGGCCUUGGCUGUGCUGGCAGCAGCAGCAGCAGCAGCAGCAGCAGCAGCAGCACAGGGUCUAGUCACACCUGCAACCCCGCAGUGCUGUCCUUUUGACUGGGUUGGCCACAAGGGGAUCUGCUACUACUUGUCAAGGGAUUCCAACACCUGGGAGCAGGCUGAGGAACGGUGCUCGGAGCUCGGGGCCUCCCUGGCCAUUCUGAAGGAUGAGGAGGAAAUGGGUUUGCUCUUCCGCCUCCGCGGGAACGGCGAUUACUGGCUCGGGCUGCGCAGACGGGGCGAGCGCCUGCACUGGGGGGACGGCAGCAGCUACAGCUCCCGCCUUUAACUCUGUUGCCCUCAAUCCGCUCUCGCUCUGUGGCUGGCACAGCCCGUUCAGCUCUUAGGCAGAAGGAUGCUUGCAAGCCAACAGGAUUUCUGAAGCAGCCCUAACCUGCAGCAGCAGGCUGCCAUCCAUCAGAAAGGAAAAGUGACUUGUGCAGCCUGAGGGAGCCGAGUGAUCUGCUGGCAGGAGACAUCAGGAAUGGAGAAGGUGAUUUCAGCUCUGCCCUUUGCUCUUCCUCCCCAUUAGACAGGAGAGGAUCCAGCACAUUCCAUCAGCCUUGGCUGCCUCAGGCCAGGAAAUCCCUGAGGAGACAAGGCCACCUCAGGGCAUCAGAUCCCACCUGAGAGAAGGAAAUGCUGAAAACCUCACCAUGGUCUCAGCCACUCAAAUGAGGAACUUUUCUGGUGGGUCCCCAAAACCAUUUCCAGCAAAGCCCAGCUGGUGUUGAAAAGUGCAUUCACAUUCAGGGGGCAAAACCAAUAAAGAGUCACUGAUAUCUGAGGUAAAACUAGGGUUCCAGAAAAGGAAAAUUUCUCUUUGUUUUCAACAGAGACAAAUUUUCAUCUUUUAAGCCCAAAUCCUCUCUGACACACAAAAGAACAUUAAAUAGAGAAACACUAUACUUCCAACUAGAAAUAUUUGGGUUUUUGGCAAUUCUAUUUGUACAUUAAGUGUGGCUGGAUGAGCACUGCUGAAGCACACAAAUACUAAGACUACUACUGAAAGUGCAGAAAUUACUGAAAAUUCUCUUCUACUGGCAGUAAGAGUAAACAUGUCUAAAGGUUUCUUUGUAUGGAAAGCACCUACAAUGAAUGGUUUCAACAUCAAAAUCAAGUGGAAAACAAUGAUUUCAGGUAAAGUGUUAAAAAUGAACACUGUGUUAUAGAUAUAGAAUAUGGUAUUGGCUUUUUGCAAAUAUUCAAAUAGAUUCUAUAUCUGUGAUGUUAAAGUGACUUUGUUAUAAGGAUAUAUUUUAUAUUUCUGUUGCUGACUAAAACUCAGAAAUAGCUGAUAGAGAUAUGCUUGUGCUAAAUUGCCUGCUUGGUUGAGAUAAUAUCCAAGGAACAUAUGAUAAGGAUCCUGCUACUCAUGUGCCAACUAUCAGCACUCAUCUUCUGAAGACAGUGUGGACCCAGACCCAAGAACUGAAGGUGAUUCUUGUUUCGGCUGAGACCCCUGGUGUGAGGACAUGAGGCUUGACUCCAUUUUCAUCAGAAGGCUGAUUUAUUAUGUUAUAUAUUAUAUUAAAAUACUACAAUAAAACUAAACUAAAAGAACAGAGAAGAAGAUCAGAAGGCUACCAAGACAAGAAUAGAAUAGGAAUCAAUAACAAAAUCCUGUGACUCUCACAGCCUUGGCACAGGUGGCUGUGAUUGGUCACUAAUUGAAAACAAUCCACAUGGACCAACGAAAGAUGCACCUGUUGCAUUCCACAGCAGCACACAGUUAUUGUUUACACUUCUUUCCUGAGGCUCUCAGCUCCUCAGGACAGGAAAAAUCGUAGCAGAGGAUUUUUCACUAAAAUAUCAUGGCUACAGCUGAUGAUAAAAUGGACUGAAGCCACAACCGAGAAAUGUGCUUGCUCUAAAAAGCAGGACCCGAGGAGGAGCCACACUAAACAGUUCUUGGAGCAUGUAAACCAGUUUGGGGAGAAGUUUAAACAUUCCCAGGCUGAUGCAACAGAAAUGCUGUAUAAAGCGUGUUCCCAAACUAGCAGGUGUGCUCUUGGCUGAGGGCCAAGGUGCACCUGGCUGGAACCUCUGCUCUGUUGUCUUUGUCUGUUAUUAAGCUCCUUCAUUAAACUUUU
Messenger RNA from Passer domesticus (house sparrow), 5910 nucleotides. Its product is annotated as C-type lectin domain family 2 member D-like. The coding region runs from base 3378 to 4106 and encodes 242 amino acids. The record is from RefSeq and is a predicted model, not a curated record. The transcript has 6 exons. NCBI's taxonomy places the organism in Eukaryota, Metazoa, Chordata, Aves, Passeriformes, Passeridae.